UUUUUUUCACCUACUCUAAAGUCUAAUAUUACAGAUUUAAGCGUAUUACUUAUAUUUUGGGGAAAAAUUCUGUAAUUAUUCUUUAACACGUUCAGCGCCACCGACUGACCCCGAGAGUUUAUCUUAUUACAUGUAUGAAUUAUAGUGGCAUUGAAGGUGUUAAAAUAUAAUAAAAACACAGCUAAUGAUAUAUAGAUCUUACGGAAGAAGAACCCCAUUGCAAUAGAAAUGUUACUCAAGGCAGGUCAUUAUAAUUCUGGUCUUGACAUUACAGGUCAUUAUUUGACCACUAAUUAUUAUAAAAAAUACUUGUGGUGUUUUACUAAUUAAUAGUUCAUCAUUAGAAUAUCAGUUUUACGUAUAAAUAGAGUUCGCAGAGUCACUUUCCUAUCAUUGCUUUAAAGUCUACGAAAGAGUCAAUACUCCACUUACAAAAAUGUUUUUCUUCGCUACCUUCGCCCUUCUUGCUGCGGUGUCGAACGCUGUACAAGUAGUGCCCUAUGGCGCUGUGGGUGACGAGGUGUGCAAGGAGUACAACACGUACUACAAGAUACAGGGCAGCUGCGACUCCUACGUAGAGUGUAACGCGUACAAGGCGACGUACAAGACGUGUCCCGACGGGCUGUACUUCAUGCGCGACGUGCAGUGGCCAACCUACCCGUGCGCGUAUCCGUCGGAUGCCCAGUGCGAAUACAACGACCAGCCUCAGCGAGCCGUAUCGACCGCGGAUUGCAAGACCCAGUAUGGAUUCUUCGCGUCGCCGUUAGCGACCCGCUCCGAUUGCGGCAAGUACCGCAUGUGCGUGGAGGGCAAGGCCUUCGAGAUGGAGUGCGCUAUGGGUCUGGCCUUCAACCCUGAGACCGGCCGCUGUGACUGGCCCGACCUUGUGCCGAGCUGCAGCGCUGAAGAGUUCCUCGGCUUCAAGUGCCCACCAGCGACCUACGACGAGUUCGGCAAGGCGUACGUGGUGAACUUCAGCAUCCAGGGCAGCUGCCACUACUUCUUCUCGUGCAUGGAGGGUGUCGCGCGCCUGCUGGUGUGCGACCGCGGCUUCGCCUUCGACGCCUCCGUCAACCGCUGCGUUGACGCCACCAAGGUGCAGUGCCAGGAGGGUUGAACAUUUUAAAUGUUAAAGUUUAUUUAUUGAACA
Molecule: messenger RNA, 1150 nt
Organism: Papilio xuthus (Asian swallowtail)
Lineage: Eukaryota; Metazoa; Arthropoda; Insecta; Lepidoptera; Papilionidae
Exons: 6
Coding region: 437-1117 (226 amino acids)
Cellular component (GO): extracellular region
Molecular function (GO): chitin binding
Source: RefSeq, a predicted model, not a curated record